Seriola aureovittata is the source of this 4018-nucleotide messenger RNA. RefSeq names its product solute carrier family 49 member 3 (gene slc49a3). The coding region runs from base 620 to 2071 and encodes 483 amino acids. Gene Ontology annotation, cellular component: membrane. Gene Ontology annotation, biological process: transmembrane transport. The transcript has 10 exons. The record is from RefSeq and is a predicted model, not a curated record. Lineage: Eukaryota; Metazoa; Chordata; Actinopteri; Carangiformes; Carangidae. Gene Ontology annotation, molecular function: transmembrane transporter activity.
GUUAAUUUUGCUUAAUUUGAUUCACUCUAGUAGUGCAAGUUUUGACUUUUGAUCAGACAAAACAAGAAGUCCGAAGAGUCUCCCUGGGUUCUGGGAAAUUGUGAUGGGAAUGUUUAACUGUUUUCUGUUAUUUUAAAGACCAAAGGAUGAUUUUCUAUUACACAUUGUGCACAUUUGUUUUCUGGGUUUUUUUUUUCUCUCUAUAGAAGGCCAGUCGAUAAUUUCAGCAAGUUGGAAAAUUUCAAAAGUUGUAGGCAGUCCAGGGCCGCUGUUUUAGCAACCGAGUGGUUCAUUGUCUCGGUAGAAGAUCUUCGGUACAGUACAAUGACACUCCCCGGUUCUGUACCUGAAUCAUGACGCGAUGCUUGGUUUGAAGACUUUUCCCAGCCUCUGACCUGAUUUCCCGGCGUCCAUUAAUAACGUAAAUGCUUUAAUAAUCCACUAGAAGACAACAAUGGAUUUGCAGUUCGUAUUUUAAAAAGGACAUAAAGCGCUUUCUGUGGGUUUUUACCAACCACAUCAACUUUGCGAUGCCUCGGAUGUUUGUACAGUGUUGAGCGAGCUAACGCUACCACACAGUUUAACCGGCAAAUUUGUCAACAAAACUCUUAAGACACUAAUGGAGAAUGGCGGCGAAGUGUCCUCUGAGGUUCAGACUGUUUCCUCUGAUGAACCGAGACGACCAAACCCAGAGCUGAGGAAGCUGUUGGUUUUUAAAGUUUACAAGAGGAGGUGGUUUGUCCUGCUGGUGCUGUGUUUGUUAAACUGCUCCAACGCAACGAUAUGGCUGACCUUUGCACCAAUAGCGGACCAGUCUGCCCAGUACCUGAAGGUCUCUCUGGAAGAAGUCAACUGGUUGUCAGUGAUCUACAUGGUGGUGGCCAUACCAGUCAGCUUUGGGACCACGUGGAUGCUGGACACUCUGGGGCUACGGGUCACGUUGAUCCUGGGCUCGGGCCUGAACAUGUUUGGAGCCCUGCUGCGCUUCCUUGGCACGCCACGGGGCACGGCGGCUGAAGUCCGUUACGUAUUAGUGAUGCUGGGUCAGACUCUUGGUGCCCUGGCUCAGCCCCUCAUCAUUUUCACCCCCACCAAGCUGGCAGCUCUCUGGUUCCCCGACCAUCAGCGGGCCACAGCGAACACCAUCGCCUCCAUGUCCAAUCCUCUGGGCGUCCUUCUCGCCAACAUCAUCUCUCCUCUGAUGGUUCCAACAUCUGCACAAAUCCCUGUCCUGCUACUUGCCUAUGCAAUCCCGGCAUGUAUCAUCUGUUUCCUAGCAACAGUGGGGAUACGGAGCAGCACCCCACCAACGCCACCGUCAGCUAGUGCCGAGUCCUCGAGCUGUGAGCCGUUCAUACAGGGGAUCAAACUGUUACUGAAGAACAAAGCCUACCUCAUCCUGCUGCUCUGCUUCGGCUCGGGCAUCGCUGUCUUCACCUGCUUCUCCACGCUGCUGGAGCAGAUCCUGUGUGUGCAGGGAUACACCAAUGACUUUGCCGGCCUGUGCGGCGCUCUCUUCAUCGUGUUCGGCAUCGUGGGCGCCGGCGCUCUGGGACUCUAUGUCGACAAGACCAAGAAGUUCAUCGAAGCCACAAAGAUCAACAUGAGCUUCUCCGCUCUGGCGUGCAUCGCCUUCUCCGUGGUGUCUCUGAUGCCGCAGCAGAAAGCCGCCGUGGCCGCCGCCUGCUCUCUCUUCGGCUUAUUCGGUUUCUCCAUUUACCCGGUGGCCAUGGAGCUUUCUGUGGAGUGUUCGUACCCGGUGGGAGAGGCCACAUCAGCUGGGCUCAUCUUUGUAUCAGGGCAGGUUCAGUCUGUUCUCUACAUAAUCAUCCUCCAGGCUUUGACCAAACGUCUCGCCGACGCACCUCUGUCGACCUGCGGGGACGCCAACCUGAGCUGGAGAGUGCCGACGCUGGUGAUGGCCGGACUGUGCAGCGUCUUCACCUGCUGCUUCAUCAUCUUCUUCCACACCAGGUACAGACGACUGGAGGCCGAAGAGGAAGCGAUGUACGUGACCCCCCAAAUCAACGAUUCAGCGACCGACGAAGACGCUCCGAGUGUGGACACGUAAACCUGAAGCGAUAGAGAAACAGAGGGGAUUAUGGGUGUUAUCACAACUGCAGUUUGUUUUCUUUGGUACGAAACAGUAGAAAAGUUUAUUUUGGUAACCUCAGCUUAAUGAGUGAUUUUUUUUUUUUUUUUUGAAUAUUGGGGCCAAACUUUUUUGUACGUUGAGUUACAAUAACAGAUUCAACCUUAUGAUUGUUACUAACAAAUAAUCCUCAAAAUAUCACAAGACGAUAUAUCAACUAUUGAUCUGAUGAAAUAAGCUCAGCAGAUUGUUCUUGUCAUUCCAUUAUUAAAUGGAAAAUGUAUUUCCUAACACUGAUUGAUGGUGCGUUUUUACAGAUGAAAAAAAAAAAAAACCUUGAGGAAAUUUGUGUAAAUAUGUUUUUUUGUUUUUUUGUGAUGGCAGGUCUGUUUGAGGAAUCCCUGUCAGCUGGAAAACAAUUCUCUGAGUGGAAGCAAACAGUUAACAUUCCUGUUCAGAUCAGAUGAUUUAAAUGAUUAUUGACUUCAAGGUUAUUUUUUUAACAAAACUUACCUUUGAUUUAGGUAAUAAGAGAGAAAAUGAAGACAGACCGACACACCUGCUGCAGGGAAACAUCACAUCCUGUAGCUGAUCACUCCCAUUAUUCACCCAAAUAUAAUUCUGGGGGAGAGGUUAAGUCGAUUUAGACACGAGACCAAACUGCUGCUCUCGCAAAUAAAAAGUUUCCUUGAAAGCAACCACUCCGUGUACGGGAAGCUAAAUGGGACACCAGUGUGGAGUCUCAUUACACAACCUGCUCUGGAAAAAUGCACAUUAUCCAUUUAAGUCAAAUUUAACAGGUACAUCCUCAAACUGACUGUGUGUGUGUGUGUGUGUGUGUGUGUGUGUGUGUGUGUGUGUGUGUGUGUGUGUGUGUGUGUGUGUGUGUGUGUGUGUGUGUGUGUGUGUGUGUGUGUGUGUGUGUGUGAUAUCAUUGUGAUGGUUCAGCACAUGGCAGAGUUUGUGUAUCUGCAUUCCCUCAAUGCACCAACAAAUGCAUGAACUGUUGUACGACUCAAAGCACAGCGGGGCUUUAAGCUGCAGUGCAUUGUGGUCUAUGUCUUGCCACUGUGUAAGAACUGCGGGUUCUCUUUGAUUCUCAGGGUUUGACAACGAAACACCUGAAGCUUUACUGCUGAUGUUUUCUCCUCUGGAGCUGCUAGAAUAACUCGAUGUGCUGUCACAUCAUCGCUGGCUCGUCUGUAUCUUAUCCUUUGGUACUAAAUCCACUGUAAAACCUUUACUAACAUAUUCUGAUUGAAAUGCAUUACCUUCACGUUAAUCAGGCUUUCUGCAGGUUUCUCAAAACCAAAUGUUUUACUGUUUGUUAAAAUCCAAAUGUGUCAAUGUGCAGAUGAAACCAAACAGAAUAAUUCUACUAUUGUGCCACUAAUUAUCCUGUUCUGUCAUUUAAAGCGUGUCUGUCAUUGUGUUGUGGUCAUAGACCCAUAACAGCAUAUAACUACUUGUUAAAGCCUUAAUUUUGUAAAUGGACAGUUGUGGGUUUUGUGCAAUAAAAAAAAGAAACUGAUUGUGUUCACUGUGGGAACUGUUGGGUUUGUCUCUAUAUUUACUCUGUAAAGUGUAUAGAGUUCCUUUGUGUUAUGAUUUGGCGCUAUAUAAAUUAAAUUGAAAUCGACAAAAUAGGCAAAUAAAGGUUCUGUUUAUGGUAAAUGACACAUUUGUAUUUUAACUGUGCAUUGAAUGUUUUAUGUUACUGUUAAGACUAAUAAUGUUGUUUUCUAUCUUUCAAAGGAGGUAUUUUGUUGGACUUAAUUGAUGUGAAGUGAAGAUGGACGUGUGACUUCACCUGCUCCACCUUUUUCCUUAAGAGUUGAUCAUGCGUAAGACACAUACAUCUGUAAAUACAAGCACUUCUUCAAAUUUCUAAAUUAGAAAAUAAAACAAGACUUGGUCAAAACAUUG